Messenger RNA from Argentina anserina (silverweed cinquefoil), 702 nucleotides. Its product is annotated as ribonuclease MC-like. Lineage: Eukaryota; Viridiplantae; Streptophyta; Magnoliopsida; Rosales; Rosaceae. Gene Ontology annotation, molecular function: RNA binding; ribonuclease T2 activity. Gene Ontology annotation, biological process: RNA catabolic process. Bases 1 to 702 code for a protein of 233 amino acids. Gene Ontology annotation, cellular component: extracellular region. The record is from RefSeq and is a predicted model, not a curated record. The transcript has 2 exons.
AUGAAGAACUCAAACUUCAUCUUGUUUCUUUCAGUGUAUGUACUUGUACAAGUUCUCCAGGUUUCAAAUGCUGAACCCUACGACUACAUGCAGUUUGUGCUCCAGUACCCGCCUGGACUUUGUUACAGUUUACCAAAAGGUCAAUGCAUCUCACCUCUACCAACUAAGUUUACCAUUCACGGGAUAUGGCCGUCGAACAACAGCGGUAUCUUUGUCACUUGUCCUAAAGCACUUGCAAAACACCCAUUUGUUGCGGCGCAGAUCACUACACCCCUAAAAGUCAAUUUGAGCAAAUCAUGGCCAUCUGUGUUAAAAUCAAAAACCAACUUGCAGUUUUGGCAGCAUGAAUACGAAAAGCACGGGGCUUGUGCUGUAGAAUCGGGAACACCUCCACUCACCCAGAAGUCAUAUUUUGAAAGAGGCGACCAGCUCUGGAACCUGUAUGACAUCUAUGGGGUGCUUAACAAAAGUGGAAUCAAACCAAAUGCUACAUCACCAUACAAUAUGACUCAGCUUUUGACUCCAAUCAAGACGAAAAUAGGGAGUAAUCCUGUAAUCAAAUGCAAGAAGAGUACCAACAAGUACGUGCUACAAGAAGUGAUUAUUUGCAUGGAUCACCAGGCGAAAAAAAUUCUCACUUGUCCCAGUUCGAUAAAAACAAAUUGCCAGGAUCCGUCGGGCAAGAUUUACUAUGUUGCUUAA